This is a messenger RNA of Mizuhopecten yessoensis (Yesso scallop), 1883 nucleotides long. Its product is annotated as igLON family member 5-like. The record is from RefSeq and is a predicted model, not a curated record. The coding region runs from base 89 to 1501 and encodes 470 amino acids. Gene Ontology annotation, cellular component: cell-cell junction. The transcript has 5 exons. Gene Ontology annotation, molecular function: cell adhesion molecule binding. Gene Ontology annotation, biological process: cell-cell adhesion. NCBI's taxonomy places the organism in Eukaryota, Metazoa, Mollusca, Bivalvia, Pectinida, Pectinidae.
CACCUAUCAGUACAGAGACGACUGUUCUCAAACUAGACUAAGCCGUCCAGACGAACCUCCACAAAAUAUUUCCAUCGCCACCAGUUGCAUGGAUGAAUGCGUUGAACAUGAGAACAUUACACUAACCUGUUCAGUUGUCGAUGGCAUACAAUGGUCGGUCAUUAUAUUGGAGACACAGGGAACGGAUCUGAAUACCACUGCUAACUGGACACAUACGUAUAAUGCGCAGCUAAAUGUUAGCGGAAGCGUCAGCCUAACCUUGUCACGUGAUGAUGACAACAAAAUAUUCACGUGCCGUGUCGAAAACCAAAAUGACAGCAUUGGUCAGCAGAACUUUACACUGAGAGUAUUGUAUCGGCCUAUUGUGGAUGUUCCAAAUAAUGUUGAAGUCAACGAAACAGAUGAGGUUAUAAUACAGUGUAACGUGUCGUCAAAUACCCAAACAGGUGUGACAUGGUCGGGACCAAAUGGCAAUGAGCUAUCAACAGGAACGACCUUGAACAUCAGUGAUAUAGGGCGUGCUGCCAUUGGUAAUUACACGUGCAGAGCUGAGAACGACAUUGGCAACGAUUUCGUCACAUCUAGGAUAUUUAUAAACGCACCUCCGAAAAUGUGUCUUUAUCUACAUGGAUUCACAGACCAACACCAAACUGUAACAAUGAGAUGUGCGGCCUCUGGAAUCCCGACUCCGAAUAUCACCUGGUUUAAAGACUCUAAACGUAUCAACUCAAAUUCUUCCAAACACAGCCUUACAUCUAUGAUCAGCCCUGCCAACCCGUACCUAGUGUUAAGCACACUGACAGUCUCUGAUGUGGGAGAGGGUGACGUUGUGGGACACACAUGUAGCAUUGAAAACAAACACGGAAACAUUCAGAAAACGUUCAGAAUUCGUCGGAAGUUAAACUGUAGAUGUCGAAGACGUUACUUAAAGAAUCGUGUUCCCGUAAAUUACACGCAGGAUGAGUUACAACAAGAAAUGGAAAAAACAAGAGAAGAGCUGAUAGUGAAAAACCCAACACAAAAAAUUAUGAAAAGAAUAUGUGCCAACGACAAACGUACAGCUGCAAAAUAUAUUGGGGUGCUAGGCGUUGUUGUCAUCGCUGGCGCACUCAUAUUGAUCAUUGGAUUAGACCUUCAUGGAUAUUUUUAUAACAUCAAGGCAAACGUUAAACCCAAGAAAAAAAAGAAGAACCAGAGCAAGAAAACAAAUCUUGAGAAACAGAGAAACUCUUGUUCUGAUGACAACCAGAUCUUGAGAUCUAAUAAAAUUGCACCGGUACCAUACAUCUUGAAUCAAUGCAAUAAAAACAAACAGUCCUCUGAAUCCCAGAACAAUGAAAUAACAUCAGCAUCGUGGGACAACCAGCAACCGACUUCAUCACAGGACAACCAACAACCGACUUCAUCACGGAGCAACAAACAACAACCUUCAUCACGGAGCAACAAACAACCACCUUCAUCACGGAGCAACAAACAAUCACCUUCAUCACGACACAACUAACAACAACCUUCAUCACGGAGCAACUAACAACAACCUUCAUCACGGAGCAACUAACAACAACCUUCAUCACGGAGCAACAAACAAUCACCUUUAUCACGGAGCAACAAACAAUCACCUUUAUCACAAUACAACUAACAACCGAUUUCAUUACAAGACAACCACGACCAACUUCAUCACAAGACAACCAACAACCAUGUUGAUCAUAAUACAACCACCAACCAUGUUCAUCACAAGACAACCAACAACCGACUUAAUCACAAGACAAUCAGCAAUUAUUUGUAUCACAGGACAAUCAACAACCGACUUCAUCACGGAGCAACCAACAACAACCUUUAUCACGACACAACCAACAACCACCUUCAUCACAAGACAACUAACAAUU